AUGAGCGAACCAGUAGCGAGCACCUCUAGUUCCAAAGUCUUCUCCAUCCUCGGCAAGAAUCUCAAAGCAAACACUGCCGAGGAGCUCGAGCCUUACCUCACCCAAUUGAAGGAUCUGGAUGGGGUUGAAGAGGUUCAUCUGGGUGGAAACAGUCUUGGGGUCGAGGCAUGUCAGGCUAUAGCCGAGGUAUUGAAGACUAAGAAGACUCUCAAGGUCGUCGACCUCGCAGAUAUCUUCACCGGUCGAUUGAUAUCUGAAAUUCCACAAGCUGUCUCUGCCCUCUGUGACUCCCUCACAGACCAUACGUCCCUGGUGGAAAUUGAUCUAUCAGAUAAUGCUUUUGGAGGUCGUUGUGCCGACUCGUUGACGAACUUCCUGCGAUCCAACACUUCGUUCUCGAUCUUCAAGCUGAACAAUAACGGGCUAGGACCGAUGGGGGGCGAAGUUAUCGCGAAAGCAGUCAGCGAGAAUGCCGACAAGUGUCGACAGGAAGGUAAAGAGAGUUCUCUACGGACGAUUGUCUGCGGUCGGAAUAGAUUGGAGAAUGGGAGCGCGGACGCUUGGGCAGAGGCAUUUGAAAAGCAUGGAAAAUUGAGAGAGAUCAAGAUGCCUCAGAAUGGAAUCAGGAUGGAAGGGAUCGCUUCGCUCGCCAAAGGAUUGAGCAAGAAUCCAGAUCUUGAGCUCUUGGAUCUCCAAGAUAACACGGCUACCAAGACGGGCACUAGAUCGAUCGUGAAGCAACUUUCGAAAUGGCCAAAUCUACGACAUUUGAAUCUUUCCGAUUGUCUCCUCGGAUCUUCAGGCGGUAUCGCUCUCGCUAAGAGCUUGAGCCUGGGCAGCAACCCAAAAAUGGAGGAGCUCAAGCUUCAGUAUGGAGAGUUCGACAAGCGGACAGUGGAGCUAUUGACGGAAGCUAUCGCUCAACAUCUGAAGGAUCUAAAGGUCUUGGAACUUAACGGCAAUAGAUUUAGCGAAGACGACGACUGCGUCGAGGAGUUGAAAAAGGCCCUGGCGCUGCAUGGCAACGAGGACGCAUUGGACGAAUUGGAUGACAUGGAAGAGGUUGACGAGGACGAGGAGGAAGAAGAGUCUGAGGAGGAAGCCAAGUCCGAAUCGGAGAAAGAGGACGAAGACAAGGCUGGGGAGCCGCUCGACGGUGUUGCAAAGGGCGAAGAAACAGACUUCUUGCCCGCUACCACCGUCAAGGCGACAGACGAGUGA
Messenger RNA from Kockovaella imperatae, 1221 nucleotides. RefSeq names its product Ran GTPase activator. The record is from RefSeq and is a predicted model, not a curated record. NCBI's taxonomy places the organism in Eukaryota, Fungi, Basidiomycota, Tremellomycetes, Tremellales, Cuniculitremaceae. Gene Ontology annotation, cellular component: perinuclear region of cytoplasm; cytosol; nucleus. The coding region runs from base 1 to 1221 and encodes 406 amino acids. The transcript is spliced from 3 exons. Gene Ontology annotation, molecular function: GTPase activator activity; small GTPase binding. Gene Ontology annotation, biological process: activation of GTPase activity; nucleocytoplasmic transport.